GUUUGCUACGUUAUUUACAUAAAUAUAAGUAAAUCAUAUUUCAGUUUUCUUAAAUGAAAUUGUAUCUAACAGACAUUACUAGAGUGUAGAGAUACGUUAGAUAUUACUCGGUUCCUAGCUAGCCUUUUUGUUUUCCCACCCGUUCUCUUGAUAUGUUUGUAAACUGGUUAUACCGGAUAAGGGGUGGGGAUUAAAAAGGAUCUCAGCUGUCUGAACUGAUCUCCCUCGGGUGCUGAUGUUGUGGGCGGAGCUGAGAUGUUAAUGGACGUCCCCCGGCACGCCCUGCUGCGCCCCCUGAGCCGUAGUGAAGUGUUGGGCCUCCUGGUGAGACUCGGCGUGUUUGGAGCGGUUACGUACUACAGCAUCAGAUGGGUGGUGGAGGCUCUGGACCCGACGCACAAGCAGAAGUCUAACGCUAAGAAGAGGGCUGAGCAGAUGAUGAGGAGCAUUGGGGUGGAGGGAGUGAGUCUGAACGAGUACGAGAUGAACAUCGCCGCCCUUCUGGUCAAUCCUCACAAUAUGAAGGUCACAUGGAGAGACGUUGCAGGUCUUGAUCAUGUCAUCACUGGGCUUCAAGAAUCCGUUAUCCUGCCUUUUCAGAAACGUCACCUGUUCCGGGGAUCUAAACUUUUACAGCCACCCAGAGGUGUUCUGUUAUACGGCCCGCCCGGCUGUGGGAAAACUUUAAUCGCCAAGGCAGCAGCCAAAGCCUCAGGCUGUCGCUUCAUCAACCUCCAGGUUUCCACUCUGACAGACAAGUGGUACGGAGAAUCGGAGAAGCUCGCCGCUGCUGUCUUUUCAUUGGCUGUUAAACUGCAGCCCUGCAUCAUCUUCAUCGAUGAAAUCGACUCGUUUCUGAGGAGUCGCUCCAGUUUGGAUCACGAGGUCACGGCAAUAAUGAAAACUCAGUUUAUGAGCCUGUGGGACGGACUGGAGACCGGCUCCGACACUCUGGUGAUGGUGAUGGGUGCCACUAACAGGCCGCAGGACGUGGACGCAGCGAUCCGCCGCAGGAUGCCUGCGACCUUCCACAUUCCACUUCCGAACACGGCUCAGAGGAAGGAGAUCCUUCACCUCAUCCUGUCUGGAGAAAGCCUGAAUAAGGCAGUGAAUCUGAUAGAGAUUGCCGAGCAGACGGAGGGAUUUUCGGGCAGCGAUCUGAGGGAGGUGUGUCGCGACGCCGCUCUGUACCGAGUGCGAGAUCUCAUGCGCAAACUGCAGCUGAAACAAAUCACACAGCGACUACGACUCGAACACGAUGAAGACGAUGAGACAGCAGACAGUGUGUGCCUGAGGCCGAUCUCUCACCUCGACCUGCUGUUCGGAGUGGAUAAGAUGAACGAGGCCAAACGGGCCACAGCUCCAGCUCACAGCGGUGCCGUGUUUGUGGACUGACACAUCAGGACCUCGGUUCUGUGUGUAUAAAGUGUUGACAUUGCUUGGCCGUGAUCCAGUAUAAAAUAACCCCUUUGGCAGAACAACUGCGCCUGCUGUCUGUCCGCUCUACGUCCACACGCUUUCCAGUUUAAAAUCACUUCUGAUCACCUGCAUGUUCGUAAAUCAGCAUUAAAUCACAGCACGGCUCAGAGUCCUCAGUGCAAUACUCUCAGA
Molecule: messenger RNA, 1611 nt
Organism: Clarias gariepinus (North African catfish)
Lineage: Eukaryota; Metazoa; Chordata; Actinopteri; Siluriformes; Clariidae
Gene: atad1a
Product: ATPase family AAA domain containing 1a
Exons: 10
Coding region: 256-1395 (379 amino acids)
Cellular component (GO): mitochondrial outer membrane
Molecular function (GO): ATP binding; ATP hydrolysis activity
Source: RefSeq, a predicted model, not a curated record